AUGACCAAGAGCGCAGAGAUAGCUCCCAUACAGGCUGAGCCGGAGAAGCUGCCCUACUGGCUGAUGAAUAUACCCCGAGAUCGAUGGCCAGCUGAAUGUCCCGACUAUCUUUGCAACCUACCGGCAAAGAAUGUUAGUAUCCUGUCGACCCCGGAUAGCGAAUAUGUCCGACAGGACUGGAGUCUAGUACAGCAGAUAAUAGCCUCCAACCGGAUCGAUCUGUUUCGACGUGUACCGUCUGAUCUAAGGCGAUAUCUUGAAUAUACGUCUUACGUGAAGUCCAAAUAUGGCUCGGUCAUGAAUUUUGUAGUACGUGAGAGACUCGGCUGGGAGAAUAAUAUGGCACCCAGAGGCUUACGACCAUUUGAGAACCCUGGGUAUAUAAAAUACCACCUGGCUGGGAGUGAUCACAAGAUUCUAUACAAUGACUGGCCCUACGGGGUAGAAGAAGGAAUCAUCCACCUAGUAGUGUGGACGAAGUUUACUUUUGAGGAUGAUCCGGCAACAGACGAUCUCACGCCUCGCGCGCGAAAGGAAAUUGAUGACUUUGUGGAUUUGACCUUUCGAAGCAGGGUUCCUGCAGAGAAGGUCAUUUGGUUCCGCAACUGGAAAUCUCUAAAGUCUGUCCAUGCUGUUGAGCAUUUCCAUGUUAUGCUGUACCAGCCUGAUAUGGAAUUUGUCCAUGAAGUCACAGAUGGGGAUGUCCCGCUAAUUGACAAGGGCCUGGACGAGUGA
Molecule: messenger RNA, 735 nt
Organism: Nannizzia gypsea CBS 118893
Lineage: Eukaryota; Fungi; Ascomycota; Eurotiomycetes; Onygenales; Arthrodermataceae
Exons: 5
Coding region: 1-735 (244 amino acids)
Biological process (GO): N-acetylglucosamine metabolic process
Cellular component (GO): cytoplasm
Source: RefSeq, a predicted model, not a curated record